AUGGAUAUCGCUUUGGAACUUACCGAUAAAUACUUCUUCGAUCAUUUCUAUUCAGCCUUACUACCUGCGAAAUCUCCAUUGUUAAAUGCGAUUGGGGAACAAAUUAACGGGACAACUCUCAAUGCGAAAACAGCUUCAACAUGGCAAUAUCAUCCUUCGAAUUCUUUUUUGCAAUUCGAACCUACCCAUGCUGCAUACACAAGUCAAUGGGAUAGAGAUAAUAUCUAUCGACAAGCUUUCUCAUUGUUCUUGAUUACUUGGAUCGCAGGUGCAGCUCUCUACUUUACAAUCGCGACUCUAUCCUACAUCUUCGUUUUCGACAAAACUACCUUUCAACAUCCUAAAUUCCUCAAAAAUCAAAUUCGCAUGGAAAUCUCCCAGGCUUGCAAUAGUAUGCCAUUGAUGUCUAUCCUCACUACACCUUUCUUCCUCGCAGAAGUAAGAGGUUACUCCAAACUUUACGACCUUACAUCUGAAGGACCUGGUUCAUGGUAUAAUUGGUUUCAAUUCCCACUCUUCCUAGCCUUCACCGAUUGCUUCGUCUACUUCAUCCAUCGAGGUCUACACCAUCCUUCGGUCUACAAAACUCUCCAUAAGCCACAUCAUAAAUGGAUUAUGCCAACUCCAUACGCCUCCAUUGCUUUCCACCCCGUUGAUGGUUGGAUGCAAUCACUUCCUUACCACGUCUUCCCCUUCAUCUUCCCACUUCAGAAAUUCGCCUACCUGGGUCUUUUCUUCUUUGUUCAGAUCUGGACGGUUUUUAUCCAUGAUGGUGAAUAUGUAGCCAAUUCUCCUAUUCUUAAUGGAGCAGCUUGUCAUACUAUGCAUCAUCUUUACUUUAACUAUAAUUAUGGUCAAUAUACGACAUUGUGGGAUCGUCUAGGAGGUAGUUACAGAAAACCUAACGAGGAACUUUUCAGAAGGGAAAGUAAGAUGGGUCAAAAGGAAUGGGAGAGACAAGUUGCGGAAAUGGAAAAACAAGUUUUAGAGGCUGAGGGAGUAGAUGAUAGAGUUUAUGAUGUUGGGGAGAAGAAGAAGAAUUAG
Messenger RNA from Sclerotinia sclerotiorum 1980 UF-70, 1044 nucleotides. RefSeq lists its product as hypothetical. The record is from RefSeq and is a predicted model, not a curated record. The coding region runs from base 1 to 1044 and encodes 347 amino acids. The transcript is spliced from 2 exons. Lineage: Eukaryota; Fungi; Ascomycota; Leotiomycetes; Helotiales; Sclerotiniaceae. Gene Ontology annotation, biological process: lipid biosynthetic process. Gene Ontology annotation, molecular function: oxidoreductase activity; iron ion binding.